UUUAGGGCUUCGCUUUGUUUUUUCAGGUUGGGUCAAAGGUCAUUUGCCAGGGACUUUCCCUUCCCUCCAAACUGGCGGUUGGAACAAGCCUGUUGCAUCUUGAAUUUUUACAAACUGAGUCUUACAGAUAAGGCUUAUACUCAAGACGCUGUCAAGAAAUGCCCCGUACUAGCAGCUCUCGUGAGUCACUUUUUCCAGAGCUCACCUCUAAACUGAGCACUGACGAGCUUGUCAAAAGACUCAAGACAUGCUUGAAAUAUUUGGUGGAGUGCGAUGUGCUGAAAGAAGUAAAUAUCUCUCACCUGAACAAGCUCUCGUGUAGUCUGCUCCUCUCAUUUCUGCACAACCAUCGCAGUAGGGAUGUGAAGGCCCUCACUGCUGCUAACAUUGUGGAAGUAUUCAGGCUGUUCCAUCCCGAGCACCCCUAUGCUGAUGACGACUUAAAGGUUGUGUUUUCACUGUUUGUUUCACAACUGAGGGGGCUGGACCAGCCCAAUGGAGCUCCAUUCAAGCAUGCAUUUCAGCUCCUUGAGUCCCUGAUGAAGCUGCAGCUGUUCUUGCUCUGUCUGUCACCUGACUUGUCAGACAUUCUUGCUGACUUCUUCAAGAUAGCUUUUCAUGUUGUAAGUGACAUUCAGACGCCCAAGGUGAAAAACUACCUACUGGAUAUGCUAGUCCUCCUACUGCACGAGGGAGAGAUCGUCUCUCCGGAUAUACUUGACACUAUGCUCACCAACAUCAUUGAUCCAGUCAAGUCAUCCAAUAAACCUGUGUACAGUUUUACUGUCGAGUUGAUUCGUAAGGCUAGCUCUUACAUUGAGCCACAUUUACACAAAUUCUUUAACAACAUGUUGGUGGUGGGGAACAGCUCUGAGUCUGAGCUUGGCCUCCACCUGUACACGCUCAUCUACGAGCUCUAUGCCAUUGACUCCUCUCUGCUGCUCUCUGUCCUUCCUCAACUGGAGUACAAGCUGACUAGUACAGACAUCAAUGAGCGAAAAGAAGUCACAGAAGUACUUGCAAAAAUGUUCUCCCCCAAAGGUUCAAAAUUGGCCAAAGAAAAUCGACCCCUCUGGAGCUGUUUUCUGGGCAGGUUUUCUGAUGCUCAUACCCAGAUUCGUAUUCUGUGUACCUCAUUCUCUAAGGUCCUUCUUGUCAACCAUCCUCACCUUGCAGAGGACGUUGCUUGCAAGCUUCAGGAGCGCAUCUUGGACAAGGAUGAAAAAGUGAGGAUGGGAGUGGUGAAAGUAAUCUUGGAGACUGCUCAAGAAAACAUCAAGUUACUGCCUCAGGAGCUCAUCGAUGCAUUAAUCAAUCGCUUAAGAGACAAAUCGUGGAAUGUUCGAAGAGAGGCCAUGAUUGGUCUGGCUAAACUCUAUCGUAAACUGCUAUCUGGCUCCUCAUCAUCUGAAGUUGAGCUCAAGCCCUCUUUAGUUAGAAUGUACUCAUGGAUCCCCACAAAGCUCCUCCAUUGCUACUAUAUGGUGUCAGCAGAAGACAGACUGUGUGUGGAGAGAUGUAUGCUUGGUGCGCUGGUACCUGUCAGUUAUCGUUCCCAAGAUCGCAUGCAACGACUCGUGCAUGUCUACGCCCGGCUGGAUGAGAAUGCUACCAAGGCAUUUGAUCAGCUACUUGUCUCAAGGCAUCAACUGAGGAAGCACAUGAUGUCCGUUGUUACUGCUAUUCGGUCUGGACAGAUUCCAGAAGAUGAGACGAAGGAUCACGUGCUUACUAGUCUUGUACUUCCAAUUGCACGAAAGCUUCCUGAGCCAGUGAAAGCACAAGCUGCACUCAAAGAAUUCGUUAAGAUGCUGCUUGAGGACGAAGAGAUGGUUGAUACUCUUGCAAAGGCAGUUGACUGUGUAAUACCAUGUGAACAUGUUCAGAGUGCAAAGGUGGAAAUGCUGAAUAGCGUGAAGUCCAACGAUGUGGUCAUGGAAGUUAUGAAGAACCUGUUGGAUUUCUGUGGCAAAGUGAUGGUUGAUAAUCUGUGUAUUGGACACCUUGUCGAACAGGUUUCACGGGCUCUGUUUGACUGCCCAUUGUCAGACAGCCAGGAACAGGAGGCAGAGACCUUCAUGGUUGCUAAGAAGGCUGUCAGAUUGUUGAGGGUUCUGGCGCCCGUUAUUCCUGAGUGUUUUACCUCUAAUGAAGUGUUCACCGGUUUGGUUGACAUUCUCAAUCACAAGGAUAUUGAAAUUACUAAGCAGGCACUGCAAGUGUUCAUAUCUAUUGGAAAUCAGGUUGACGCCAAGCUCGCCAGUUGUCUUCAACCCAUCCUCACCAAACUUGCCUCAAGUGGUCAUGUCCAAUUGGCCAAACUCGCUGUCAAAUGUAUCCACUGUGUUUUCCAAGAACCUCGUCCAAUCUUUGAUAAACUGUGCACUACUCUGGUGGGGCAUGUAGACUACGAGGAUCCCCAUUUUCACACUGUCCUUGUUAGCCUGAGUCAACUGGCAAAGCUGCAGCCAGAGGUGUUCUCUCCUUUUCACAAGACCAUUGUCAGGGACAACCUCGUCAAAAAUCUCUUCGUUGUUGAUAGGGAUGAUACUGUGUAUGAGUUUGAUGUGAACUGUGACUCUGAGUGGUGCGAGGAUGACCAUGUGUCGUAUGAGGCAAAGGCCAAGGUGUUUGCUGCAAAGCUACUGGUGAACUGGCUGGUGGGGGACAAUACUCUAGGAGAAAAGGCUGCCCUUCCUGUCAUCAGGAUGUUCAUUAGCAUCAUUUUGAACAAUGGCGACUUGCUGGAGAAAGAGCAUAUCAGUCCCCCUGACAUGUCUCGACUGAGACUGGCCGCUGGCUGUGGGCUGCUGAAGCUGGCCUGCUGCCCACGAUACGCUGAGCUUAUCACAGCCGAACAUUUCCAGUCUCUUGCUUACCUAGUCCAGGACUCAUGUUUGGAAGUGAGGCAUCUGUUUGCUGUCAAGCUCAGUAAAAAACUUUUGUCUAUAAGACUACCUCCUAGCUAUCUCUCCAUCUUUGUGCUGGCUGGAAGUGAGCCUCAGAAAACUGAGAAAGCAACGUUUCGAAAGAUGGUUGUCUCCACUGUGGACAAACGAAGGAAAGCAUUUAGUGAGCUCCUCAAGGCUCAAGAGAAACAUCACGCAUUUCUGCCAGAGUAUGCCAUCCCUCAUGCCGUAUACCUCAUAUCUCACCACAAAGAUUUCCGUAGGACAAAUAUUGAAACGCUCGACAACUUUAAGGACUGUCUCUGGUUCUUUCUGGAGCCAAUUGUGGUGAAAGGAGACAACUACAGCUUUGUGUGGAAAUUAUUGGAAACGAUGAAGUCCACAGUGGAUGCUCACAAUCCUGAUGACCCUGAAAUCAACAAGAACAUUUACUGCACUUGUGACCUGGCAAUGGGAGUCCUCUCAAAGAGAAUGAUGCACAUAAAGCUUGGUGACUUUUCUGGGGAAGUUCUCCUGCCAGCCAAAUUGUACUCUUUAAAGAAGGGGAAGAUUGCCAAGUCAUCAGUGAAGUACCUGCCUCCUGACUACGACUGCACUCCCUCCAAGCUUCCAGGCAUCAAGACUGAGACUGAUGGCUCCACUCCUAAAAAGAUCACUCCUCGGAAAAGAGCCGGUCGAUCCAAGUCUCCAGUACUACCUGUUAGACGAGCUAGGAAAUUGCGAGGGUUUGCCACAAGCACUCCUGCAGUGAAGCCAAUCAAGCCUUUUGGUGCUAGGUUAGGCAAGAAGGCCACACCCGAAAAAAAGACACAGACAUACUCCAACAGUGAUGAGAAUGGACUAUCUGAUGUUGAGGAAGCUGGUGUUGAGGCAAGUUCACUAUAUGUCAGUCCGGUGAGGAGUAGCCCAAGGAAAGGCACUGUGCCAAGAAAACAAGGUGUCAUUCGAAAAGUUCUUCAACACAAAGAUAAAAAGGAAGAUGAUGAGAUAGACCCAGUCUGUGUUGGGGAGAGUGGAGCAUCCCCUCCAGCAGAGCGAAAGGCAACGCGGAGGAGUCACAGGAAAAAGACCGCACAAGAGGCGGUGGUGAGCUACGUGGAGCCUUCAUCCCCAGAUGAAGAUGAUGCAGAUUCUGAGGUCGAAGUAAAUCCAUCACCUAAACGAAGAAAGACGAAAGACGUGGCUGCUAAAGAAAAGAAGGUGUGUGCUGAUGAACCCAAGAAUGCAGCCACGGGUAUUAAACGCAAGACAAGACACAGAAGAUGAAUAAACAAAUUAUUACUAUACCCUAUCCACUUCUUCAUGAUAUUUAGUUAUAGCAGUCACUCCAAUAUUAUAAUUAUUAUUAGUCCUCUAUGAUGCCUUUUUAAGAUCAACGUGUACAGAACUCAUCACCCUCACUUCCUCCUCAAGAGCCUGCAUAGAUCUAUGUGGCAGGUUCUAAACUUUCCUUAACUCAGACUACAUAUCACCAGUAUUCACACGUCACCCUUUGACAUUCUCAUGUUAAACGAUUUUACUGUCAUUGAUAUAUUUUAUACUGC
Messenger RNA from Halichondria panicea, 4453 nucleotides. RefSeq names its product sister chromatid cohesion protein PDS5 homolog B-B-like. Bases 159 to 4175 code for a protein of 1338 amino acids. Gene Ontology annotation, biological process: mitotic sister chromatid cohesion; DNA repair. The transcript is spliced from 39 exons. The record is from RefSeq and is a predicted model, not a curated record. Gene Ontology annotation, cellular component: nucleus; chromatin. Lineage: Eukaryota; Metazoa; Porifera; Demospongiae; Suberitida; Halichondriidae.